AUGAGUGAUAAACUAACAAGAAUUGCAAUUGUCAGUUCCGACAAAUGCAAGCCAAAAAAAUGCAGACAAGAAUGUAAAAAAUCUUGUCCCGUAGUCAGAAUGGGCAAACUUUGCAUCGAGGUGAAUCCGGACAGCAAAGUUGCCUUUAUUUCUGAAGAGUUAUGUAUUGGUUGUGGUAUCUGCAUAAAGAAGUGCCCAUUUUCUGCAAUAACGAUUAUCAACCUUCCUACUAAUCUCGAGAAAGAAGUUACCCACCGAUAUUCAGCCAACUCUUUUAAACUUCAUCGUUUACCCGUUCCUAGGCCAGGUCAGGUUCUUGGGUUAGUUGGUACUAAUG
Molecule: messenger RNA, 337 nt
Organism: Acaulospora morrowiae
Lineage: Eukaryota; Fungi; Glomeromycota; Glomeromycetes; Diversisporales; Acaulosporaceae
Source: the annotation of a GenBank genome assembly